ACAAAGUUUAAGAUAGUGGGUAUUGUGUGGUGGAUAGUUGUGCAGAGGAGAGAGAAAUGUGUAAGAAAUGUUGUGAACCACAAAUUCUAUACUAAAAAGAGAAAGUGGAAGUUUUAAUUGGAACGGACGAAAAAAGAAAGUUGGAAGUUUAUUUAGGAAAGGAGGGAGUAAUAUUUAUUACAUAUCUCAAUACAAUGUAGACGAGUUGUGUACAAAUAGACAAUAAUCACCCUAAUUAUUAAAAGGAGUUGAGGAAAUGCCGUCCCAUCCACUAUCAUCAAUCAGAUCUCAAAGCAGGGGAGGUAGGGAGAAACAUAUCGAUGAUCCCAAGUUACAAUAUGAGGAGGUGUUCAUUACCACCGCUCGCCGCCCUGCUCUUCCUUCUAGCCACAUAUGCCAAAUCAUCCCAUGCACAUUCCUCCGCCAACCAAUUCCACCGGCUCCGGCCUCUCGCCGCCAGUGGCCGCCUCAACUGCCACAGCUGGCGGCUCGGAGUGGAGACCAACAACAUCCGAGACUGGAGCAUGGUCCCCCUCCAAUGUGAAGACUACGUCGGCCACUACAUGCUCGGCCACCAGUACCGCGACGACUGCAUCUCCGUCACCGUCGCCGCCAUCCAGUACGCCAAGACGGUGGCCGUCAAAGCCGUCGGCGGCAAGGACAUUUGGGUUUUCGACAUUGACGAGACCACUCUCUCCAAUCUCCCUUACUAUGCUCGCUCCGACGUCGCCUUCGGGGCGACAAAAUAUAAUAGCUCCAAAUUCGAUGCAUGGAUCAGGGAAGGGAAGGCACCGGGAGUGCCCGGAAUGGUGCGGCUCUAUCGAACUCUGACCGCUAUGGGGAUUAAGGCUGUGUUUCUUAGUGGCACAAAAGAAGAGUUCAGGAAAGUGAGAGUUACCAAUCUCAAGAACGCUGGUUACACCAAAUGGGAGAUGCUCAUCUUAAAGGGAGCUAACGAGACGGGGACAUCGGAGGAGUACAAGUCGAAGCAGAGGACAGAGUUGGUUAAGAAAGGGUACAGAAUUAUCGGAAACAUCGGAGACCAGUGGAGUGAUUUGGUUGGAGAUAAUGGCGGGUUACGUACUUUCAAGCUGCCGGAUCCUAUGUACUACAUUGCUUAGCGUCCUUUCACAUAAUCUAGCCAAUAAAUCAAGCUUAGUUAGCUUCUUAGUAGCUUGUUAUGCUCAACCUUCUUGGAUAGCCAAUUUAGAGCAUCUGGUGUGAUUAGAUAAUUAUUCUCGUAGCUUGACUUGUCACAUAAGCAUUUGCACCAAAAUUAAAAUGUAUUCCGGUGGUUAGUUAUAAUAUCUUGCUUUUAAUUUAUUAUAAAUGGUGUUAUAUUUAGUGAUUGUCUUUGCUCAAGUUAGU
Messenger RNA from Cuscuta europaea, 1368 nucleotides. Lineage: Eukaryota; Viridiplantae; Streptophyta; Magnoliopsida; Solanales; Convolvulaceae. The record is from the annotation of a GenBank genome assembly.